Notodromas monacha is the source of this 1199-nucleotide messenger RNA. NCBI's taxonomy places the organism in Eukaryota, Metazoa, Arthropoda, Ostracoda, Podocopida, Cyprididae. The record is from the annotation of a GenBank genome assembly.
CAUGACGCCUGACUGAUAAUCUGUGUCGUGUAUUUGCCUGACGUACAGACAAGCCAAGAAUGCGAAUUUGGAAUUCUUCGUUCAGUGAUUCGAUUGAAGUGCGCGGUGUAUCGUCCUUGAAUGAGGUGCUGGAUCACGUGCGAAAUGACUACCAUGUGCCUCCUUCUGUUCCAUUGAACAUCGCCCUUGUGGAAGAUGGCACAAUAGUUGAUGACGACGAAUACUUCGGAACCCUUGCGAGGAAUUCGGAAUUAGUUUUUCUUUCGCCAUGGGAAAAGUUCAACCCAUGGCUUCGUAAGCUCAGAGAUGCAUUUUCCAGAGAUCCACAAAUAUCAUCUAUGGAGCGUGUCGUGGGGGAUUUCCUUAGUCAGAAGCGUGAAGCCAAGACGAAGCUAUUAAAUUCUUAUGUAUCAAGGCUGCCUGUGAACCGUUCUUUGAAUUCUCGUGAAGAGGAUCCUAGUUGGUUCCAGGGAUUGCCGGGUAGAUUCAAAAGUAAAGAUCAAGUCAUGAAAGAUAGGGCCAGAAGUCGGAUGAGGAACUAUUUGCGUGAGACGAAAGAGUAUUUGCGGAACCGUUAUUCUGUGAACGAGAAAGAAGUGCAGUUUUCCUUUUCCAUCAUCCGUGAGUUGACUGAUAUGUUGAAGGAGAGAGAUUAUCAUGGCCAUUAUUUUAAUCGUGAGGAACUCGCUAGAGAUUUGCGGUUAUGUGACAGCCACGGGUUUUUUACGAUGGCUCUGAGUGUCCUGGAGUUGUUUUCGGGAAUCGGAGGAAUGCAUUGCGCGUUAAAGGCAUCUGCGAUUGAUGCUAACGUUGUGGCCGCUGCAGAUAUUCAUCCUGUCGCGAAUGCAGUUUAUUCACACAAUUUCCCAUCAGUUCCAGUCCUAAAUAAGAACAUCGAGUCCUUCGACAGUGAAAAAAUGCUCAAAGAAAUCGAUUUGGUGACUAUGAGUCCUCCAUGCCAGCCUUUUUCACGACUGGGUUUGCAGCGUGGUUUAGUUGAUGCGCGAACAAAAUCAUUAGUAGCUGUCAUUGAAGCAUUCAGAAAAGUGAAACGGGCCGUUCCGUUUAUUUUCUUGGAAAACGUCAAAGGAUUUGAGGAGUCCAGUGCGAGAGAGCUUUUGUUGGAAGUUCUGAAGGGGCGAGGAUAUUUUGUUCAGGAGUUUUUAUUAAGCCCUGUUCAAUUCGGAAUUUGUAACUCG